This is a messenger RNA of Ilyonectria robusta, 216 nucleotides long. RefSeq lists its product as uncharacterized. The record is from RefSeq and is a predicted model, not a curated record. The transcript has 2 exons. The annotation marks the transcript as partial. Lineage: Eukaryota; Fungi; Ascomycota; Sordariomycetes; Hypocreales; Nectriaceae.
AUGUACCUGCAAAACCACCGCUGCAAGGUCACGGGCAGCACGCCCACCAAGAAUCUCGGCACUCCCAACCCCCCCGCCUGGUGCCGCCACGAGCCCAGCAAGUGCGUCGCUGGUCCCAAGCAGAUGAUGGCAUGGAACCAGCUAGAGGGUAACAACGUCGACGCUCCCCAGAGCAAGACGCCUACUUACAAUCAGAACAUGGGUUUCUUCGACGGC